CAAAGAAAUAGAACGGGUGAGAAUAUCUUUCCAAUGAUACCACAUAAGUCUAAAUGGGUAAAGUUUUGGCUGAGUUAGUCAAGUUUUUCUUAAACCAACCUUUAAAAAAGUUCAAAACCAGCAUCAAAAAUUUCAUUAUGAUUCCUUAACUUAUUGCGUUUUGAUAACACACUAUUAAUAAAAAUGUUUCAUUCAUUCAAGUACUGACUUUUUUCCAAGAAAAAUGGAAGAUAUAAUUUAUUUUGAUGACGAAUCCCAGGUUGAGGAGGUUUCAAAUGAGCAAUCCCAACAAUGGCCGCAAUCCUCGUUUCAUACAUCGGAAGCGCAUACAUAUUCGUUCCCCAACCGGAAAACUUUUGUGACCUCCACGCCCUUUAAAAAAAGGCAAUUUGUUCAAACAGCGACAGAUGAACAAGAGGAAAACAACAACAACGCAGCUUCCAUCAACAUCACUGAACAAAUCAUUAAAAACCAGCAAGAAAUAUUGGCUAGGCUCGACCAUUUGGAAAACUCAUUUCAUAAAAAUAUGCUAGAUGACGGUGUUAUAAUGGCUCAAAAUCAAACAAUUAGAGAGUGCAAGGUGAUGUUAUCCAAAGUUCAUCGCUCAGUAUGCCGAUUGACAGGGGAGAUUGAGGAUGAGCUCCAGGUAGAAAUUGCGGCUACAUUGCCAAUUUCUAGCAUCGACGCUGCCCAUGAUGUCGAAGAAAAUUUAAAAAAUGCAAAAUAUGUGGAAGCUAUGAAAAUUUAUUUAUUUAAGCUUAAAGGAACGAAAGGAUCCGUUGAUGCUGUUUUCAAAAAACUUUUGACGGACGACCUUCUUAUCGUUUUUAACUACGACGGAAGGAAAAACAAAAAAGCCCUGAAUAAAUUAACGCUGAUAAACGAUUUAUUAUUUGAAGUAUUUAAAUCAGAAGGGCGCCUUAAUUUUGAGAAAAACUUGAGGAAAAGCGUGGAGCUCAGCCAUAACAGAUUUCGGCAAAGGAAGGUGCUGCAAGGAAGCAAGGCCAAUAUUUAAUUAAUUUAAAAGUAAAGACUUUCCAGCGGUACCGCAAAUAUGUUAUGCAUUCUAUUUCUAAAACUUAUUCUUAAGUAUCCCAGUCUUUAUGUAAAUAUAGAAUGUAUGUAUGUAGAUAUAAGUGCAUAUACAUAUUAUGUAUAGCAUCCCAACAAGCAUUUCUGUAUUUUUAAAAGUAUCUUAAAGCAAGCUUGCUAUAUUAACAGCGUUUUUAGUAUUAAGUUUAUUUUAAGUUUUUCAAAUGAAGCUAUUAUAAGUGUUUGGGGGAAUAUUUAUAAAUCACUAAACCUUAAAACUAAGCUGCAAAUGUUUACGAUAAAAGCCAGAAGAAAUACUUUUAUUUAAUCUAUUAUAAAUUUAUAUUCACGCGCUUAUAAAGAAGGUGCCGUUUCGAUUAUAUUACGCUUUUUUUAUGCGUUUUAAAAACCAAGAAUAAUCGUUUUGUAAAGCAGCAUUUACGUGAGGCGAUUUUGUAAGCGAUUCAAUAUCGCUUAAAGAGUUUAAUCGCUUAGAAAAUCUUACAUUAGGUGAUUGCUGCUUAAGCUUUAUGUUUAUUUUAGUAAACUUGCAAAAAUAAUACUUUUUAGUUUAGUUUGCUUGUUGGGAUAUAAACCCAAAAUUUCAUUUUCAUCCAAUAAUUUAUAACACAAUUCAAUUAUAAGUUUAAAUGUUUAACAAAGCCUUUGAACUUCAAUUAAUUAAACUAUUUAAAUCUAUUUUAAAAUA
Molecule: messenger RNA, 1741 nt
Organism: Rhagoletis pomonella (apple maggot)
Lineage: Eukaryota; Metazoa; Arthropoda; Insecta; Diptera; Tephritidae
Exons: 7
Coding region: 224-1015 (263 amino acids)
Source: RefSeq, a predicted model, not a curated record